UGCUCACUGGCGCGCUGGCUAGGAGGUCUUGUCCCGGCCUAACCAGUGCCUUCUGAGUCGCCGUAGCGUUUGCUUGCUCGGCGGGUUGGUGAGGAAUGGAGGUAGUGGGUGGCUGUAGUGAUCGCGGUGGUGUAGAUCGCCAAGGCUCCUCCGCGGACCCACAGAGCACCUUUGUGUUGGGUAACCUAGCGGAGGUGGUGGAGCGUGUCCUCACCUUCCUGCCCGCCAAGGCGUUGCUGCGGGUGGCCGGCGUGUGCCGCUUAUGGAGGGAGUGUGUUCGUCGGGUGUUGCGGACGCACCGGAGUGUGACGUGGAUCUCCGCGGGCUCCGCGGAUGCUGGCCACUUGGAGGAGCAUUGCUUGGUCCGCGUGGUAGCUGAGGAGCUUGAGCAGAAUGUUCACAUCUUACCACAGACUGUUCUUUACAUGGCUGAUUCAGAAACUUUCAUUAGUCUAGAAGAGUGUCGUGGCCACAAGAGAGCAAGGAAAAGAACUACUAUGGAAGGAGCAUUUGCCCUUGAGAAGCUAUUCCCGAAACAAUGCCAAAUCCUUGGGAUUGUGACGCCAGGAAUUGUAGUGACUCCAAUGGGAUCAGGUAACAAUCGACCUCAGGAAAUAGAAAUUGGAGAGUCCGGUUUUGCUCUGUUAUUUCCUCAAAUUGAAGGAAUAAAAAUACAACCCUUUCAUUUUAUUAAGGACCCAAAGAAUUUAACACUAGAAAGACAUCAACUCACUGAAGUAGGUCUUUUAGAUAACCCUGAGCUUCGUGUGGUCCUGGUAUUUGGCUAUAAUUGCUGUAAGGUGGGAGCCAGUAAUUAUCUGCAGCGAGUAGUCAGCACUUUCAGUGAUAUGAAUGUCAUCUUGGCUGGAGGCCAAGUAGACAACCUGGCGUCACUGACCUCUGACAAAAACCCUCUGGACAUUGAUGCCACUGGUGUGGUUGGACUGUCGUUUAGUGGACACCGAAUCCAGAGUGCCACCGUGCUUCUCAACGAGGAGGUCAAUGACGAGAAGACUGCUGAGGCUGCGAUGCAGCGUCUCAAAGCUGCCAGCAUCCCGGAACGGAAUACCAUUGGCUUCAUGUUUGCAUGUGUUGGCAGGGGUUUUCAGUAUUACAGAGCCAAGGGGAAUGUUGAGGCUGAUGCGUUCAGAAAGUUUUUUCCUAAUGUUCCUUUAUUUGGCUUCUUUGGAAAUGGAGAAAUUGGAUGUGAUCGCAUAGUCACUGGGAACUUCAUAUUGAAGAAAUGUAACGAGAUGAAGGAUGAUGAUCUUUUUCACAGCUAUACAACAAUAAUGGCACUGAUUCAUCUGGGGUCAUCUAAAUGAAGCCACCUGUAAAGUGGCUUUUACAAUAUAAAACUUUUGGGCUCUGCCUUUCCUAGAAAUGGAAAUUGGGAUGUGUGUAUUUCAGAAAACAAAAUAGUAACUUUAUAUGUAUCAGUUUUAUAGCUUUGACUCUAAAGACUAUUUCAGGGGUAGUUUUUAAUAAAUUAGAUGGACAACUUUAUACCUAACAUAUUGCAAGCAGAAUUGAGAUCUUUUGCGCCAAACAGAUUAUGGCUAUAUGUGCUGGAUUUUGUAGCUGCUAUAUAAUGUGAUUUAAAUAGUCUUCUGCAUAGGAAGAUUGAAAGAGGAUUCACCAAUAGGAUGGAGCUUUAAGACAUUCCAUGACUACCUCUGAACUGUUAGCUCUUUUAGCAAAAUCACACAGACAUUUUUUUCUCUCUUAAGGAGAAACAUGCAUGGAUAGCUUGGGAAAUCCUUCUCUGCUUUACAGUUUUACUGAUUUUUUUUUUAGAAGCUGUAACAAAAUUAUUACUUUUUACUUAUUUGACAAAAAUUAAAGAACUGUUUUUGUUCUAGUACCCCGAAAUUGCUUAGUCCAAUAAAUUGCCAACACUAAUCAGUAUUUUAUUACAAUAUAAGGAAAAAAAAUUCAUUUUCCCUCAAUGAAGGAAUUGUAAGAGAAAAAUCCUUUUCACCUAAUUCUAUAUAAAACUGGCAGACCAGACAAUUACAUCACCUUAUUUUGGUUUUAUACCAAUAAAAUGUACCUUGGAAACUCACUCAUUGUUUUGUACAUGAUUGCUUUUGGUGAGUGAAUGAUGGAAGUAAACUAAUACUUUAGAAAAGAAAGUCCAGAAUGGUAGUCAGCUAGUAAAUCCUGCUGUAUUCCCAGAAUGACAUUUUUAAGUUCAUAUUUCUAAUUAUACUAAUAUAUAAAUGAGAUAUGUUCCAAGAACACCAAUUUUCCUCAGUGACCUUUCUUCAUAUAGUGAUAGAACCUUUGAUUUCAGGCAGGUACAUGGCUGCCAUAACAAAGACAUUUUCCAUUCUCUCUUGGCAUUGACUGUUGUGGCCAAUGAAAUGUAAGAAGUGACAGGAGUCAUUCAAAAUGGCAUGGCAAUUUUUUGCCCUUUCUCAAGCUUGUUGCUUGGAAGUGUUCUGGUAGCGAGCCAUCCUGGACUCUCCAGAAGAGGUAACACUAUUGAGGAAGAGAACCAUACAGAAGGAUCCCAGGGGUGCAGUGCAAUUUUGUUGAAGUGCUACCAUAAGUGGCCUAGAUUACCCAUCUCCAGGCUGUUUUAUAAGGUUGAAAUUAACAUCAAUCCAACCUCAGCCAGUGUUUUUCCCCCCAGUGCUAAGUUACAACAGAUGUUUAUAUUAGCAUAUUCUAAUACAGUAUAACUAAUAUAUGGCACUUUUGUAUUCAUUCAUGGUUCUGACAGAACAGUAGAAAACUUGCAAGGUAAGUGAAAUCAAAUGUAUUAACCUUCCUGCUUUUCUAUUUGUAGUCCCUUUCCUCACAGUCUUUAUGUUAAAAGGUUUUUCUCUUGCUGUUUAUAUUAUAUGAUAACAAUACUUAAAUGUUCAUUUUACGGUUAUCCUAAAUCUUAGUUUCUGAAGAAAGUCCAAAGAAAAGUUUUCAAACUUUUUAUCAGUGAAUAUUAAUAUUUAGCUUUUAUUGAGUUAUUAAGCGUUCCUAUUAUAUUGGUUACCCAUUAUCAAAUAGGCAGUAUUCAAAAUGCACAUCUUUAGAUAUGCUUACCUAACACAAAGAAAAUACUUGGUAAAUUUUCUUUCUCCUUGAUUUUAACAAGAGUUGGUUGAAUAAUAGAGGAGAAAAGAUUUGAAAAAUUAAAAAUAUGAACAAAAUGA
Suricata suricatta (meerkat) is the source of this 3158-nucleotide messenger RNA. It is a transcript of the gene FBXO22, whose product is annotated as F-box protein 22. The record is from RefSeq and is a predicted model, not a curated record. The transcript is spliced from 7 exons. Lineage: Eukaryota; Metazoa; Chordata; Mammalia; Carnivora; Herpestidae. Gene Ontology annotation, biological process: protein polyubiquitination; positive regulation of proteasomal ubiquitin-dependent protein catabolic process; regulation of skeletal muscle fiber development. Bases 96 to 1325 code for a protein of 409 amino acids. Gene Ontology annotation, molecular function: protein binding.